AUGGGCCGUAAAGUUACGGCAUUUAGUAAAUCACCUUAUAAAUUCGACGAGAAGGAGGAUUGUUUGUACGAACAUCUAUCCUUCGGUAUCGACAUGGACUUGUGCGUGGCCAUCCUCGGCGCGAACGGCGCGGGCAAGUCGACCCUCCCCCACCUUGUCAUGGGCGUCCUCCGGCUGUGA
Gloeophyllum trabeum ATCC 11539 is the source of this 180-nucleotide messenger RNA. RefSeq lists its product as uncharacterized. The coding region runs from base 1 to 180 and encodes 59 amino acids. NCBI's taxonomy places the organism in Eukaryota, Fungi, Basidiomycota, Agaricomycetes, Gloeophyllales, Gloeophyllaceae. The record is from RefSeq and is a predicted model, not a curated record. Gene Ontology annotation, molecular function: ATP binding; ATP hydrolysis activity. The transcript is spliced from 3 exons.